Lycium barbarum (goji berry) is the source of this 2166-nucleotide messenger RNA. RefSeq lists its product as uncharacterized. Gene Ontology annotation, molecular function: nucleic acid binding; zinc ion binding. Bases 1 to 2166 code for a protein of 721 amino acids. The transcript is spliced from 7 exons. The record is from RefSeq and is a predicted model, not a curated record. NCBI's taxonomy places the organism in Eukaryota, Viridiplantae, Streptophyta, Magnoliopsida, Solanales, Solanaceae.
AUGGCGCAGGUACAGAAUUGGUUGCAUGGGCUAGCACAGGCCGGGGCUAUACCAGCCAUCCCAGUAGGUAGGGGCACAGAGAUAGCAACCCCAGGUCUGGAUAGAGUUCGGGCUCUGGGAGUUCAGCAUGCCGCAGCAGAGGUACCUCACUUGGAUAAAGUUCUUGGUUUUGAGGCUUUUUCGAGGCCAGUUGCACGGCCAGUAAUGACUGGAAAGGAUCAGACAUUUCGUGAAGAGGUUGAACACUGGACUUUAGCUAUCACCUCUUCAGCUUAUAUCCACUGGGCAUCAUUCCAGGAGGUAGUGGAGCAUGUUUGUGUUGUUGAGGGGAUUAAACAGGAGAGUCAUGCAAAGCAAAUAGAGAAGAAAGCUCGAAGGCGUAGGAAUUUCAGCAACUCCUUCUCGAGGGGUCAGAGUUCACAAGUGUAUUCAGGACGUCCGGUUCAGUCCGCUAUGCAGGUGUCUGCUGAGGGCCAAUCAGAGGCUAAUUAUCAGUCUUUAGGUCAGCAUGGGGGUUAUACUGUUUCAACAGCUUCUGGUCAGCGACCUACGCUGGACCGAGCAUGUUACGAGUGCGGUGAGGUAAGGCAUAUUAAGAGGUAUUGCCCCAGAAUCAGACAGGGUGGACAGCAGACUCAGUAUCAAGCUCCUCAAGCUCCAUUUGCACCAGAUAGAAGGGGGUAUAGUACUUGGGCGAAUUGGAUGAUCCUAGGUAUGGUAGAUUUCAAUGUCAUUUUGGGCAUGAGUUGGUUGUCCCCGCAUUAUGCCAUUCUUGAUUGUCACUCUAAAAUAGUUACCUUGGCUAUGUCCGGGGCACCUAGACUUGAGUGGAAAGGUAACCUUAGUCUCCUCCCUAAGAAAGUCAUAUCCUUCGUUCGUGCUAGGAAGCUAGUGGAGAAGGGGUGGCUAGCUUAUUUGGCACAUAUCCGUGACACCAGUACAGAUACUCCACCUAUUGAUUCGGGUCCAGUGGUACACAAAUUUGCGGAUGUGUUCCCCGUAGACUUGCCAGGUAUGCCACCUGACCGUGACAUUGAUUUUCGGAUUGAUUUAGACCUAGGGACUCGUCCUAUCUCUAUUCCACCUUAUAGGAUGGCGCCAACAAAACUCAGGGAAUUGAAAGAACAGUUGCAAGAUCUUUUGAGUAAGGGGUUUAUUCGCCCGAGUGCCUCUUCUUGGAGUGCUCCUGAAGGUAUUAUGGUGGAUCCGCAGAAAAUUCAGGCAAUUAAGGAAUGGGCUAGGCCCACAUCAGUGACCGAGAUCCGUAGUUUUGUGGCACUGGCUAGCUAUUAUCGUCGGUUUGUGAAAGGGUUCGCCUCUAUUGCUUCUCAUUUGACUCAUUUAACUCAAAAAGAGGUACCGUUCCAGUGGUCCGACAAGUGUGAGGAGAGCUUUCAAAAGCUCAAGACCUUGCUGGAUAUUUCUAACACGGGAAGGAUGUUGGCUUGUGUUGAGGCUCGAUCAUCAUUUCUAGAGCAGAUUAAGGCUAAGCAGUUUGAGGAUGAUAUGCUGUGUAGAAUCCGUGACAAGCAAGUAAAGUGUGAACAUCAUAAACCUGGGGGUACACUUCAGAGGAUGCCCAUUCCUAAGUGGAAGUGGGAAAGAAUAGCAAUGUAUUUCGUGGUUGGUCUUUCAAAGACGUUGGGGAUGUUUGAUUCUAUCUGGAUUAUUGUUGACAGGUUGACUAAGUCUGCCCACUUUAUUCCGGUGCGGAUAACUUAUGAUGCGGAGAAAUUGGCGAAAAUCUACAUUCGUGAGGUGGUUAGGCUUCAUAGGGUUCCAAUCUCUAUUGUGUGCAACAGAGGCACAACGUUCACAUCUAGAUUUUGGGAGCAUUUGCAUGAGGAGCUGGGUACUAGGGAUGUUGUCUUCAAGGAAGAUGUCUUUCCUUUUGCUAUUACUCCUGCACAUUCUUCUCUUCCUUUAAUUGCAAAUGCUAUGCCAUUUAUUGAUGUCAUUCCUGUUGAACUGCAAAAUGUACCUACUAGCAGAGACAAUGUUGAGAAUCCAGGAACACUAUCAGCUGACACCUUAUCUGACCAUCCUACCACUUCAUUGAACCAACCAAAUGAAAAUUCUCUUAACACUAGUUCACUGCCACCACAAGAUCCACCUUUAGACCACCAUCAAAACUCUGACCAUAAUGUGACAAACCACAAUUCUUAG